Raphanus sativus (radish) is the source of this 1462-nucleotide messenger RNA. RefSeq lists its product as uncharacterized. Lineage: Eukaryota; Viridiplantae; Streptophyta; Magnoliopsida; Brassicales; Brassicaceae. The transcript has a single exon. Bases 156 to 1361 code for a protein of 401 amino acids. The record is from RefSeq and is a predicted model, not a curated record.
CCUUACUUUGGCAAACAAAGCCUCUCUCUCUUUCUCUCUCGUCUCUCAGCUUUUUCAGUUUGCCUUCAGACAGACACAUCUGAAACCCCAUAACUCAUAAAGCUCACUUCUUUCCAUAAAACUCCCCACUCCACAAAAUUUUGUUCUUUUCCAAAAUGGUCGACGUCGAUCGGAGAAUGACCGGUCUCCGGCCAGCUCACGCGGCGGGUCUCCGUCGUCUCUCAGCUCGCGCCUCCGCACCAACGACUCCAACGGUGAGGAACAGCCUCGUAUCUUUCUCGUCUCUCGCCCACCAAGUCAUCUCACACUUACACACUUCGAGGAUCCACGUCCAACCGGGUCUAACCGACGCAGAGUUCGCCAGAGCCGAAGCCGAGUUCUCGUUCUCUUUCCCGCCGGAUCUCCGCGCCGUUCUCGCCGCCGGCUUACCCGUCGGAGCCGGUUUCCCGGACUGGCGUUCUCCCGGAGCCCGUCUCCAUCUCCGAGCCAUGAUCGAUCUUCCCGUCGCCGCCGUGUCGUUUCAGAUCGCGAGGAACAGUCUCUGGAGCAAGUCUUGGGGCCCGAGACCGUCUGACCCGGAAAAGGCCUUGCGGGUCGCGAGAAACGCUCUCAAGAGAGCUCCUUUGAUGAUUCCCAUCUUCGAUCACUGCUUUAUUCCUUGUAAACCGUCUUUAGCGGGUAACCCGGUUUUCUACAUCGACGAGACCCGGAUUUUUUGUUGCGGGUCGGAUCUAUCCGAUUUCUUCGAGCGUGAGUCUGUCUUCAGAGGAUCCGGUUUGUCUCCGGUUGUUCUCACUAAGCAGCGUUCUGUUAGCGAGAUAACCGCCGGGUCUUCCUCCUCGUCGAAUUUCUCUAGAAUGAGUUUGGACUCGGGUCGGGUUCGCGGGUCGGGUGCACCGAGAUGGGUUGAGUUUUGGAGUGACGCGGCGGUGGAUCGUCGCAGGAGAAACUCGGCUUCUUCGAUGUCGUCGUCACACUCUUCGUCGCCGGAGAGAUACCUAGACUUACCGAGAUCCGAGCCGCCGAAAUGGGUGGACGAAUACGUUAACCGGAUCGGGUCGGUUUUAAGAGGAGGCGGGUGGAGCGAAUCCGACGUAGAUGAUAUCGUCCACGUGUCGGCAUCUGGGUUCUUUGAGGAUGAAAUGGUGAUUUUGGAUAAUCAAGCGGUUUUAGAUGCUUUGCUUCUGAAAGCGGGUCGGUUCUCGGAGUCGCUCCGUAAAGCUGGUUGGAGCUCCGAGGAAGUGUCGGACGCAUUGGGUUUUGAUUUUCGACCGGAGAAAGAGAGGAAACCGGUGAAGAAACUGUCUCCUGAGGUCGUUAAAAGAAUAGGGAAACUUGCCGAGUCGGUUUCUCGGUCAUGAUAAUACUCCCCGACGAAAUUUAUUUUUCUUAGAUCAAAAAUACCGUAAUACUGUAGUUUUUAAAAGUUUUCAAAAGGUUUUAAAUAGUAUUUGCAGUCAUA